Molecule: messenger RNA, 1215 nt
Organism: Rotaria socialis
Lineage: Eukaryota; Metazoa; Rotifera; Eurotatoria; Philodinida; Philodinidae
Source: the annotation of a GenBank genome assembly
AUGGCUAAUCUUUGUAGCCAGAACACCUUAAAUUGUCUUAACAAUGGACAGUGUGGUGUAAAUAUUACUUCGAAUACGACUUAUUGUGAAUGUGCUUCCUGCUAUGAAGGAUCUGUUUGCGAACACACUAUUCCAAGCCAGUCACAGAUUGAUACAACUUACGUCUACUUAAUCGUCUCUAUAGUUGCACUAUUUGUCUCACUUUUGAAUAACAUUCUCGGUCUCGAACUAUUCAUCGGCUGCGGUCGAGUUCGUCGUACGAACUGUGGCAUUUAUUUAAUCGUUUAUUCUAUUGUAUCAAUUCUGUCAAGUAUUUCAUUUGUAGUUAAUCAAAGUCUUGAGUAUUAUCAAGAUAAAAGACCAAACAGCAAUCUGAGCAAUUUUUUUGGCUACGGUUGUUACUUCGGUAAAAUAGGUUACAAUGCACUUGUCUAUGCAUGUAUAUGGCUUAAUGCGUGUAUUGCAUUCGAACGUGGUUUAAUCGUAUGUUUGGAUAGUAAAACAAAUGCGACUCGGUGGCGAUCGGUUUGCACCAUUACAGUUCUCUCAGCCAUAGCUGGUGGUUCUGCUAUACCAAUGAUGGUGUACAAUUGUGACUUUGGUAAUAUACCGGGUUUACAGACUGCGCGUGUAUUUUUUGGUUGGUUUAGCGGUGUCGCCGGCCUAUCAACAUAUGUAUUCGGAACCUUGUUAAUUUUAAUUAGUUUUACACGCCGUAUACGUCGAUACGGAACGGAGAAUGGAUCGUUCAUAAAAACAUAUCUUAAACUAUUUUACAGUCAUUUAUUCAUUUUUAUACCACCGAUUGCAUAUGCCGUCGGCUAUAUUCCUUAUACUAUUGUCACCAACACGCAGAAUACUAGCCAAUUGUAUUUUGAAUGUGGUAUUUCAAUGGUAGAAUUCAUUGUGAAGGUCUUGAUAGAAUCACUACAGGGGGUACCACCUGUUUUAACAUGGUUACUCUUUAUUUACCCAUCGAAAGUAUAUAUGACUGAAUAUUAUCUGAACACAUGGUCAGGACAACGUUUGGCCAGAAUUGUUAUAUUCUUCCGAGAAAAUCAUGAGAAAAAGCACAAUGUUUGCCCUACUACUAUGAACCUCAUAAAUGAUGAACGAUCGAGAUUGAACCGGUCUAGAUUCAUGACGACUGGGACAGACCUACUUAGGUCAGCCCGAAGAGAACUGACUCAUAUACCGGUUCGACCGGUCUACUGA